AUGUCAUCCCAGCGUGUCGAGCCCACUACUUCCAUCACCGCGAAUGACUUCGGGGUCCCCGAUGUCAACACCACCGGUAUACCGAAAAGGGACGAGCACGCUGUGGCCCAAAGAGAUUUGAGUCCCCAGUGGACCUUGCCGGGCGUCAUGGAUUGGCGUGCUACAGCAUCGGAUAUUGUUGAACAGGAUGCUGUCGAAGACGCUGCUGGCGGUGGUAACUAA
Messenger RNA from Pleurotus ostreatus (oyster mushroom), 222 nucleotides. RefSeq lists its product as uncharacterized. NCBI's taxonomy places the organism in Eukaryota, Fungi, Basidiomycota, Agaricomycetes, Agaricales, Pleurotaceae. The record is from RefSeq and is a predicted model, not a curated record. The transcript has 2 exons. The coding region runs from base 1 to 222 and encodes 73 amino acids.